UCGCAAAUAUUUUAUUAUGGUUUGAUUCAGUUAAGUUAUGAAAUUUUGUUAAGUUAUGAAAUAUUUACGAAUCAGGCAAUGUUAUAUAAUUUUGUAAUAACUUAUAAAAUGCAAUGACCAAACUUAAGUGUGACAUUUAUCAUAAAAAUAAUUCAAAAAAAGUUUCAUCUUGGAAUUUCGUUAGUUUUUGUGUCAUAACAGCAUUUUUUUAAAAUAAUGGAUCAACUUAAUUCAGCCAAAAACAGUUGUUUAGUAUUUCAGGAGAAAUACAUCUUGCUAAAAGUGAAAUUAUCAAAAGUAGAAGAUUUUGGGACACAGAAAUGGUAUUAUGAAUGUCUAAAACUACUUGCUAACUCCUUUAAUAACUUUCAAAAUGAGUGGCAACCAGAGGUAUCCAAAAAAAAAUUAUUCAAAGACUUUUUUUUGUGUGAUGCUUGUGAAGAAAUUAUGUAUCAGCCUCUUGUACUGUCUUGUGGUCAUACAUACUGUAAGCAUUGCUUAGUUAAUAGACAAAGUGAGAAUUACAUUGAACAUUGCUUUAAGUGUGGAAAUAUUUCAGCCAAACGAAGGUGGCAUUCAUCUAAAUCCUCUAUAAACUUACUAAAUCAAAAUGUUUGUUUAAACUCUAUACUAGAGUAUUGUUUUAAAAAUGAACUUCAAUCUAUACAGCUACGUUUAGAUGGAAACAAGCAAUUUAUUGAAAAAAAUUUCAAAGAAGCAGAAGAAAAAUAUAAUAAUGCCUUGUCAUUAUAUGAUAGUAAUUACAUAGCAUUAUCAAAUCUUUCAAAUUUAAAAGCAUCUCAACAUCAGUAUGAGGAUGCACUUAGUGCAGCACAAAAAGCAAUUUUGCUCUCUAAUUUUUCUUGGAAAAAGGCAUUUUAUCGGGAAGGUAUUGCGUACAAAGGACUUGGAAAAAUGCUUGAAUCUGCUAUUUCAUUUAUCAGAUAUCUUUCAUUUGGAGACGAGAGCCAACCUGUUAUAGAUGUUUUAAGCGAGACAGUUUUAGAACUUUUACAAUUUGACCUAGCAUUCGAUUCUGUUCCAGAUGUUGUUAUGCAAAUCAAGCAGGUCCCACUUUUUGAGUUAAAAGGUCAAGAAAAAUUUGAAAAAAUUGUGGCUCACUUAUUAUACUAUGGAAUUACUAUCUGCAAUAACAGAGUUGAAAAAAUAAAAAGUAUCGAAGCUGAAGUGAUACCUGAAAAUAUUAUUGAAAAGUUGAAGAGUGAUUUAAAUUGUGUUCUCUGUUUUAGAUUGCUUUACAAACCUACAUCGACACCCUGUGGUCACACAUUUUGUUCUGCUUGCCUUGAACGAUCUCUUGAUCACAACUAUUAUUGUGCCGUGUGCAGAAGUUCAAUUGCAGAGCUUAUUAGAGUACGACCAAAACCUGUUGUGCUGAUUAUGGAAAAAAUCAUUCAAACCUAUCUGCCCCAAGAGUUAGAUGAAAGAAUAAAACAAGAUCAAAAUGAAGCAUUAGUUGUUGAAAAUGACAUAGAUGUUACCACUAUUCCUGUAUUUGUCUGUUCAUAUUCUCUUCCAACUUUACAUUGUCCGCUGCACAUAUUUGAACCAAGAUAUAAAUUGCUUUUGCGAAGGGUUAUUGAUUCUGGUACCAAAAAGUUUGGCAUGUGUUGUUAUGACGAUCAAAUGGGAUUUUCUGAAUAUGGUCUUAUGUUAGAAAUAAAAAGUCAUAAAAUGCUAUCUGAUGGGCGAUUUUUUAUUGACACAAUUGGUGGAACACGAUUUAAAGUAAUUGAAAGGUCUACUGUUGACGGAUACUAUACAGCCAAAGUAAAUUGGGUUAGAGACCAGCCAAUACCUAAUGAUAAACUCAAUUAUCUAAAGAACCUUCACAAAUCUACCUAUGAAAAAUCGAUUCUGUUUUUAAAGACUGUACCUGUUUUGACAAUUCCUUCUUUGUUUGAUCGCAUGUGCAGUCAGUUUGGAACAAUGCCUGAUUUUGUAGAAGAAGAGCUCAAUAUGGAACACGGUCCUAAAUGGAUUUGGUGGAUGUUGCGAGCCACAGUAAGCUCUGAGUUAACUCUAGGUGCAUUUUUAGCUAUGAAUAGCGUAGAAAAACGUUUAGAUUUUAUCUCUGAUCUGAUGAGCGCUAUAAGUAUGUAAAGUUUUUUUCUCGUGGACUUUUCGUAACGAUCUUUUUGAAUAUUUACUUUGUCUGCGGAUUGGCGCCUUCUUUAUUUUAUAAAAUUUUUUUAUUAUUUUUCAAAUUAUUUAUAGUUAUUUAAUGUGUAAAAUGAUUUACAAUUUUUUUGUUCAUUUUAACUUCAUUGAGGCCAAUAUUUAUCAGAUGUGAUACGAAUUCAUUUGGUUCUUAAAUAUUUAAUUUACUAAAUGCCCUUAAAAUUUGAUCUAAUUAUUUUAAUAUUUGUAAACUAACCACAAAA
Messenger RNA from Hydra vulgaris (swiftwater hydra), 2405 nucleotides. Its product is annotated as LON peptidase N-terminal domain and RING finger protein 3. NCBI's taxonomy places the organism in Eukaryota, Metazoa, Cnidaria, Hydrozoa, Anthoathecata, Hydridae. Gene Ontology annotation, molecular function: protein binding; ubiquitin protein ligase activity. The record is from RefSeq and is a predicted model, not a curated record.